Budorcas taxicolor (takin) is the source of this 1723-nucleotide messenger RNA. It is a transcript of the gene TNIP2, whose product is annotated as TNFAIP3 interacting protein 2. The record is from RefSeq and is a predicted model, not a curated record. The coding region runs from base 85 to 1374 and encodes 429 amino acids. Gene Ontology annotation, biological process: regulation of transcription by RNA polymerase II; cellular response to lipopolysaccharide. The transcript has 6 exons. Gene Ontology annotation, molecular function: K63-linked polyubiquitin modification-dependent protein binding. Lineage: Eukaryota; Metazoa; Chordata; Mammalia; Artiodactyla; Bovidae.
AGGUGGGCCGCCCCACUGCUGCCCCGGCCCAGACCCGGCACGGAAGUUGCCGGCGGCCCGCGCCUCCGGGCCAGGUCCGCAGCCAUGUCGUCCGGGGAAGCGGAGUCCGGGGGGCGGGAGGGCGCCCCGAGCGCGGCUGCCGCGCUUUGCGGCCUGUACCACGAGGCGGGGCAGCGGCUGAAGCGCCUGCAAGACCAGCUGGCGGCCCGGGACGCCCUCAUCGCGCGCCUCCGCGCCCGGCUCGCCGCGCUCGAGGGGGACACGGCGCCGUCGCUCGUGGACGCGCUGCUGGAGCAGGUGGCGCGCUUCCGGGAGCAGCUGCGGCAGCGGGACGGCGGCGCCGCGGAGGCCGCGCUGCGCCAGGAAAUCGAGAGACUCUCGGAGCAGCUGGAGGAGAAGGAGCGGGAGGCGCAGCAGCUUCUGAGCCAGCCUGGGCUCGAGCGGGAGAAGGAGGUGGCCCUGCUGCGGAGGAGUGUGGCGGAGAAGGAGCGGGCCCGGGCCGCCAGCCACGUCCUGUGUCGCUCCCUGGCUGACGAGACCUACCAGCUGCGGCGGACCCUGGCCGCCACAGCCCACAUGUGCCAGCAUCUGGCCAAGUGUCUGGAUGAACGCCAGGGGGGACAGGGGGCUGCGGGGGAGCAGAGCCCCGAGCCCGAGUGUGCGGACGGGGACGCCUCUGUGCACGCGGUGGUUGAGAAGUUACGGGAGGAGAACCGGGUGCUGAGGCAGAAAGUGACUCACGUGGAGGACCUCAACGCUAGGUGGCAGCGCUACGACGCCAGCAGGGACGAGUACGUGAGGGGGCUCCACGCGCAGCUGAAGGGCCUGCAAGUCCCCCUGGAGCCUGAGCUGAUGCAGAAGGAGGUUUCCCGGCUCAACGCGCAGUUGGAGGAGAAGAUGGAUGACUGCGCGGAGGCGCGGCGGGAGCUGGCUGCGGCGAGGAGCGCGCGGGACGAGGCGCUGGAGCGCGUGCAGAUGCUGGAGCAGCAGAUCCUCGCCUACAAGGACGACUUCACGUCGGAGAGGGCCGACAGGGAGCGGGCGCAGAGCCGCAUCCACGAGCUGGAGAAGCAGGUGGCCUUGCUGCAGCGCCAGGUGUCCAGGAGACAGGAUUCUCGUGAGCCAGUCUCCUGCCGGCUUCACACAGGGAGCAGAUCUCCCAGGUAUUUAGAGACCGACGCUUCGGAGCCUGUGGCAGCCGGUGGCCGGAGGCCUGGGACGGGACCCCAGUGGCUGGACCUCUCCGCAGAGGGCGGGUGCUCAGGAGUGACCCAGAGAGGCCAGGGGGACCUGCAGUGCCCCCACUGUCUGCGGUGCUUCAGCGACGAGCAAGGCGAGGAGCUCUUCAGGCAUGUGGCCGAGUGCUGCCAGUGAGCCCGGUGGCCCGUGGUGGGCGCGCCCCGCAUCACCCUCGGGGCCCCCAGUACAGGUUGGGGGUGCUUCUGAGCCUCCGUCUCGGCCGCUCUUGGGUCAGCGGGAACUUGCGGUGGGGCUGGCAGCAGGGGUAGGGGUUGGAGCUUCUAGCGUGGAGCUGGUCUCCCAAGCGGCCAGACCGAGGCCACGAGCGGAUGGCUGUGGGCGUACUCGCUGGCCAGCACGGGGCCUUGCCCCCCGGGAGUCGUGGAGCCCAGCGCUGAGCUGCAUUGAGACACGUUGCACUGCACUGGUGGGCACCACGCCCCCAGAAGUUGGACACGUGAUCGCGUGACAAUUCUGUAAUAAA